AUCGACGGACAAAGAUUACUUGCUAACUAUAUGAGAAUCUAGUGGGUGUGAAUCGCAAGUGAACAACUGCAAGCGCAGAUUACCGGACUGUGAAGGAAGAAGCCACAUACCGAUCACAGGAGCCAGGUAGAAUCAUUCAUCGACAAUUCGUGGAGCAACCUGACCAACCAAACGAAAAUAUAUCGAUUAUACAGGUCAGGUAUUUCUUGCCCACGCGCGGCAAGCCGGGGGAGUUUAACCUAACCAGUGAUCUAAUUGCUAAUUCAUCUGAAUAGUUCGCUCGCAAGCAAAAAGUCGAUAGAUUUCUGUAUGCACUAGUUACUGAAAGGAAUCAGUCCCAAUCUGGACAAUAUGGCUCGCCGGUAUCAAUCAAUGAAUACCCCAUACAGAUAGCUGUUUACUGUAACUGAAACAGAACAAGCAAAUAUUCAUAGAUAGUGAAACACAAUACUUUCCUUGACGAUGAUUACAAAUAUAGGUUGAAUGCGUAUUGAUAUCGACUUUCAUUUGUUGUAUGGUAUUAAUGAUGAAGGUAUAAAAAUGUGGGAUACAUCGUUGAGCGAUAUCAUCCAAUGCUUCAACAUAAUCCACAAAGAUGAACAUUCCGAGAAAAUGGCGAAAUACCUACGGAGCGCUGAUAUAAGUGAAGAUUCUCAAAUCAGCACGCUGCUUCUCUUGUUGAACAGUAUUCUUCGACCAACCAAGGUGAAGAAGGAUUUCAAACCGACGAUCCUAUUUGCACAGGAAGAUACAAUUAUUUUCGUAGAAUCGGAUAGUGACAGUCGGUCAAAAGUGGAUGCCGUAUAUUCUGUGUACGAGACGUGGAGUGCCCCCUCUAUUGUGAAGUUGGUGUUUUUAGCACCAAACACCUUGACGUUAUCAGGAAGAUAUUAUGUGGUUUACAAGCAUCUCAUAUAUCAAGUCGAUUCUGUGGCUCGAGCGAUAGAUGUACUCGUAAAAAUGACACAUUUGGGCUGGAGUUUUCACGAGUAAACCGAUUAUUAUGGAAUUUUA
This is a messenger RNA of Topomyia yanbarensis, 1014 nucleotides long. RefSeq lists its product as uncharacterized. Bases 484 to 993 code for a protein of 169 amino acids. Lineage: Eukaryota; Metazoa; Arthropoda; Insecta; Diptera; Culicidae. The transcript has 4 exons. The record is from RefSeq and is a predicted model, not a curated record.